This is a messenger RNA of Sorghum bicolor (sorghum), 1951 nucleotides long. Its product is annotated as UDP-glycosyltransferase 82A1. The record is from RefSeq and is a predicted model, not a curated record. The transcript has 2 exons. Lineage: Eukaryota; Viridiplantae; Streptophyta; Magnoliopsida; Poales; Poaceae. Gene Ontology annotation, molecular function: UDP-glycosyltransferase activity. Bases 118 to 1782 code for a protein of 554 amino acids.
CCACCCGCUCCAAAGGAAGGAAUAUAAGCCUCCGUGGCGCAGGUCCAGUCGUACACGUAGGCGACGUAGCGGCCUUCGUUCACAGAAGCUGGUCAUCGCACGCGCGCGCGCGCGCGCAUGGGGGCCGAGGCGGUGGCCCACCCGGCCGUGCUCCUCGUGCCGUUCCCGGCGCAGGGCCACAUCACGCCCAUGCUGCAGCUGGCGGGCGUGCUCGCCGCGCACGGCGUCGCGCCCACCGUCGCCGUACCGGACUUCAUCCACCGGCGCAUCGCUGCAGCUGCCUCCGGCUGUGUUGGUGGCGGCGUCGCGCUGGCGUCCAUCCCCAGCGGCAUCGUCAUCCAGCAGGACGCCGCCGCUGGCGGCGACGACGACGACACCCCGGGGUUCCGCGACAUCGUGCAUUCCAUGGAGCACCACAUGCCCCUGCACCUGGAGCGCAUGCUGCUGGCGUCGGCGUCGCCACGCAGCAGGGCGCCGCCGCCGGUCGCCUGCGUCGUCGUCGACGUGCUGGCGUCGUGGGCCGUGCCCGUCGCCGCGCGCUGCGGCGUGCCCGCGGCCGGGUUCUGGCCCGCGAUGCUCGCCUGCUACCGCGUCGUCGCCGCCAUCCCGGAGCUCCUCGACAAGGGCCUGAUCUCGGAAUCUGGUACACCGAUCUCGUCGGCUGUUGAGUCGUCCGACUCCGACAGCGAUGAACAGGUCGUUCAGGACGUCGGCCAGACGACGAUUCGUGGCCUCGAGAUCCUGCCGGCGGAAGUGGACCUCCGUGUCGAGGAGCUCCCGUGGCUCGUCGGCGACUCGGCCACUCGGAGGUCCAGGUUCGCCUUCUGGCUCCAGACCUUGCACCGCGCCCGGGCCUUCCGCUGGGUGCUCGUCAACUCCUUCCCGGCCGAGGCCGAGGCCGGGUGUCCAGCCGCCGCUGCGAGCGACCACGACGACGACGCGCACCGCCUCGCGCGGCAGGGCCCGCGUGUCCUCCCCGUCGGCCCGGCGCUGCUACCGGGCGGCGGCAUCCUCGGCGAGCGCACGAAACAGCAGCCGCAGCCGCACUGCGGCAACGGCAACGUCAACGGGAACAAGAGCGGCCCCAGCAUGUGGCGCGCGGACGCGACGUGCAUCGGGUGGCUGGACGCGCAGCGCGCGGGGACGGUGGUGUACGUCUCGUUCGGGAGCUGGGUGGGGUCGAUCGGCGCGGACAAGGUCCGGGAGCUGGCGCUGGGGCUGGAGGCCACGGGCCGCCCGUUCCUGUGGGCGCUCAAGCGCGACGCGUCCUGGCGCGCGGGGCUCCCCGAGGGCUUCGCGGACCGCGUGGCGGGGCGGGGCAAGCUCGUGGACUGGGCGCCGCAGCAGGACGUGCUCCGCCACGCCGCCGUCGGGUGCUACCUCACCCACUGCGGCUGGAACUCCACGCUGGAGGCCGUCCAGCACGGGGUGCGCCUGCUCUGCUACCCGGUCUCCGGGGACCAGUUCAUCAACUGCGCCUACAUCACGGGGGUGUGGCGGAUCGGGCUCAGGCUCGGCGGCGGCGGCGGCGGCAUGACGCGCGACGACGUCGUGGAGGGCAUCGGGAGGGUCAUGGACGACGGCGGCGGCGAGGGCCGGCGCCUGCAGGAGAAUGUCUGGGCGCUGCGGGACCGCGUCGUGACGGCGGACGCCAGGCGCGCCGCCGACCGGAACGUCAGCUCGUUCGUGGACGAGAUCACGGCCGACCGGAACGUCAGCUCGUUCGUGGACGAGAUCACGAGUGAUCACCCGCUGUUGGUGCAACUAUACAGCGUGUUGUAGCUAGCGAUAUAGUAUGCGUGUACAUGUACAUUAUAUGUCUUCGUCCCUUUUCUUUUCUCUUCACGACGACUAAAAUGGUCGCGAUCCAUGCUAGCAAAUAAAACGAUCUACUACUAUGGUCGAAUUAAUGGCGCGCGGAACCUACCUCUAGACAAGGGAUUGUGAUUCA